UGCCUAGGGUAGGGUGGGGUGUUUCCCUUCUCAGGGCCUGUCCGUUUCUACUGGGAACCUGGGAUCCAGCGCUUCCAGAUUCACUCUUGGCCCGUCGCAGGUGGGGGCCCACCCGGCAGUGCUCACUACUGCCUGGGUCAGCUUCACUAUGCCCACGGCCUGGAGCUUCCGCCCACACGCCACUUUCUGAGCCAGAAGCUCCCAUAGGAAGCCCACUUCUCAUUCAGACUGCCUAGGGGAAUGCCUGGGAUUGGGGCCAAGUUUAUGUAGAUUGCCGGGGCGGGGAGGGGGGAGGAUUCUGAGUCCGUUCCUUUCUCUACGGUAAUCCACUGUUCUGGCGUCAUCCUCCAGUCACACCACCACUUCCCCUUGCUGCUUGUGAACAGCUCCAUGGACUCAUUCUGCCCAUUCUAUUUUGCUUCAGUCCCUUUGCACAUGCCUUCCCUGCUGCCUUUAGCGCCCUCCCUACCUCCAUCCUCUUGGCCUAGUUAGCUCCCUUGGGAAGUGACUCAUCAUUAAACCAGAGUUUCCUAGUUUAAAUGCUUUCAGAGUUUUCUUGCACUGGGGCAUGGUCAUGGUUGUGAUGUUGUGUUUGUAUCGUUAACCCUUUAGACUGUGCUUCAUGAUGGGAAAGUUCUCAAGCGUUGUGCGCUGCUACAUCCCCAUUGCUUAGUCUAGCACUUACCACGUGUGGCAACCACCCCUUCUGUGUCUGGAGUGAUUCCCACACACCACACACUCGGAAAGAUGAAGCUUUGGUGGGGAGUGGGGGAAGAUACUUAAGUGCUGUGGUUAUGUUGGUUCCACCUUAUGUCCUUGCUAAUGAACAUCUGGGGUUAAAGGUAAAGGAUUGGAGAACACAGUACCCUCUCAGUUAGCCAGGAAGUCAGGGCUAGGGGUCCUCCAGUACCCUGACCUCUGAUCCUUUCAUAACUGCCAACAGGUCUCAUCCAGGACACAUGGAUGCCCAUCCACCGAGCCUCAUGGUAGGAGUGUGACUGCCUCCGUUCCCUCACUUGCUCUGUGAGGGCCCCUACCUUUUCUUCUGAGAACCCACCCUGCCCACUGGGCCUUGGCCUAGACCCUCCAUUGGCCCCUUGUGGCCAUUCCCAAGCUCAGGCAAGCCCAUCCUCUGCCCAGACUGGGGCCCAUCUGAGGCUCUUGUGGGGGGAGGUUUGUAGGCCUGGCUCCUUCCCCCUCCUUCAUACUGCCAUUCUCCUUGAUUUUAGAGCCAAAGGGGCUUGGUGACUGUCUUGCCCAGCCCUGUGGUACAUGUGGCUGAGACACACCAUGAGGUGGAGCCAGGAUGGGGCUGGCACCCAGGUUUCCCUGGGGUGCUGGUGUAUGUUUUUUCAGGAGGCUGUGACGUUCGGUGAUGUGGCCGUGCACUUCUCGAGGGAGGAGUGGCAGUGUCUGGACCCUGGCCAGAGGGCCCUCUACAAGGAAGUAAUGCUGGAGAACCACAGCAGUGUGGCUGGACUAGCAGGAUUCCUGGUCUUCAAGCCUGAGCUGAUCUCCCGGUUGGAGCAGGGACAGGAGCCAUGGGUCCUUGACCUGAAGGGAGUCGAGGGGAGAGAGGUGGCAAGGACCUCCCUUACAGAUUCUGCAGUUGGGAUGGCAAGUGAGCAGGCCUGUGAGGACGUGGAUGCUCUAAAAUCGGAACCCCGUGUGGCCAUGGUCAGAAGCUCCCCACAAGGUUUUCCUCAGAGUUCUGGCUUUAGAGACACCUCUGAUUCUGAGGUCUGGUCAGAGAGUAAGCCAAGCUCCCUCCUCCAGAAAAACUGCUUGAACACUGGCACUGUGGCUCCCAGGAAGACCUUCGCCAAGGAGGGUGCCCAGGGACGUGGCGAGCCGGAGGGCAUUGGCGUACUGGGUUGUCACCCUGACAAAAGUAAGGGAGGUGCCGCAGAAGGGACAUCCCGAAGAUGUGAUAUGUGUGGCAGGAGUUUCAGGUCGACUCCGGACAUUGCUCUGCAUCAGGAAAUUAAUACACCGAAGAAACCUAACAGAUGUCCAGAGUGUAAAAAAAAAUUACCUGAUUGCUUGCAGGGGAAACCUCGAAGUAACUGCCAUGGAGAGAAGCCGUAUGAAUGUGAGGAAUGUGGGAAAGUCUUCAGGUUGUGCUCGCAGCUUAAUCAGCAUCAGAGAAUCCACACUGGAGAGAAGCCAUUCAAAUGCAUCGAGUGUGGAAAAGCUUUUCGUCUGAGCUCCAAACUUAUUCAGCAUCAAAGAAUUCAUACUGGAGAGAAGCCUUACAGGUGUGAGGAGUGUGGAAAGGCCUUUGGUCAGAGCUCCAGCCUCAUCCACCACCAGAGGGUCCACACGGGAGAGAGGCCCUAUGGCUGUCGGGAGUGUGGGAAGGCCUUCAGCCAACAGUCUCAGCUGGUCAGACACCAGAGGACCCACACUGGAGAGAGGCCCUACCAGUGCCAGGAGUGUGGGAAGGCCUUUAGCCAGAGCUCAACCCUGGCUCAACACCAGCGGAUGCAUGCCGGGGAGAAGCCUCAACUUCCAAGAAGCCCAGGUAGUCCCAGCCACGUUGCCCAUCAGAGAAUCCACGCUACAGAGAAACCGUUCAAGUGUGAUGAGUGUGGGAAGGCCUUCAGGUGGGUGUCUCGCCUUAGUCAGCAUCAGCUGACCCACACUGGAGAGAAACCUUACAAAUGCAACAAGUGUGCAAAAGCCUUUGGUUGUAGCUCACGGCUUAUUCGCCACCAGCGAACUCACACUGGAGAAAAACCAUUCAAGUGUGAUGAGUGUGGGAAAGGCUUUGUCCAGGGCUCACACCUAAUUCAGCACCAGAGAAUUCACACCGGAGAGAAACCCUACGAGUGUAGUGACUGUGGAAAAGCCUUCAGCCAGAGUUCAAGUCUCAUUUACCAUCAGAGAAUCCAUAAGGGAGAGAAGCCCUACGAGUGUGUCGAAUGUGGAAAGGCUUUCAGUAUGAGCACACAGCUCACAAUACAUCAAAGGGUCCACACUGGGGAGAGACCCUAUAAGUGUACCGAAUGUGGGAAGGCCUUCAGUCAAAACUCAACCCUUUUCCAACACCAGAUAAUUCAUGCAGGAGUGAAGCCGUAUGGAUGUAGUGAGUGUGGGAAAGCCUUCAGCCGGAGUUCCUAUCUUAUUGAGCACCAGAGGAUCCACACUCGUGCCCAGUGGUAUCAUGAAUAUGGGAAUACCCUGGAAGCUUCUACCCAUGUGAGCCGUAGAAAAGUCAGCACUGUAAAGAAACUGCAUAAAUGUAACGAAUGUGAGAAAAUAUUCAGGUGGCGCUCACAUCUAAUCAUUCAUCAGAGAAUUCACACUGGAGAGAAACCUUACAAAUGUAACGAAUGUGGCAAAGCUUUUAAUCGGAGCUCACGGCUUACUCAGCAUCAGAAAAUUCACAUGGGAUAGACCACCUGUCUUUAUAAAUGUGUAUAAAUGUGAAUAAACCUGCAGCCUUAACCUUAACGUAUUUUAUAUGGGAUCAUUUAUACUGACAAGAAUUUAGAAUGUGGGGAUAGAUUCAGAAUUGCUCCCUUAAGAAAGAAAAUGUCCGAAUUCGUACAAAGUGGAUAUAUCUUUGCUGCAACGUGUGACCUCAUCCCGCGCAGCAAAGCCUGUGUCCCUCAAGCCAGGGCGCACAGGUGUAGACUUUCGAGUUCACAGAAGAAAGACGCCACAUCCCGCGGAUGAGGAAGUGUCAUGGGGAAAGGCCCAUGAGCCCUGCCACACAAGUAGCUGAGAAGUUGCCCAAAGCGUCUUCCCUUAGCAGUUCCUUAGUCAGUUCCUCAGACUGGCUUCAGCAGUAAGGAUGUGUUAGCUUGUGCUAGUGGAAGCCCAGAGGAAGCUGCCUUCUUCACCUGACUCCUUUUCCUCCAACUCCAUCCCCAUCAGAGCAACCCGGGGCUACAGCCAGAGGGCCUGGCACCAGCCUCUUCAGACAGGAGCUUGGAUCAGUGCAGGCACUCCAGGAGUAGCACCUGCACCCAGGGACCUGCUCUGUGACUCUGGAUGCCACUGUUCUCCAUGAAAUCCAGAGUCUGUCUGCUUAUCUGAGCAUCGUUACAGGGUGACCAUAAGAACUGAAUGUGGGAGAGCUCCCUGCUCCCACACUGAGACCCCGAGCCAGCAUCUCUAGCGGAACCCAGGGCAGACCUGGCCUCAGCACUGCAGAAACCGCUCGUGUGAGCCCAGCGGAGCUACCCGGAGGCCAGGCUGCUUGCCAGACUCCCCAGAACUGCUCCUGCCACACAAACUGCCAGAACCAGGAGGGUCUGCGAGCUGCAUGUGAGCCCAUUGCCUUUUCCCGGAUGCUGGUGGAGGUGGAGACAGACUGCUGACCCGCAGAAUGAGGCUAACAGUGUUGAUGGUGGCCCCGUCCUCAGGGUCCUGGCCCUGCCAACUGUGAAAAAGUUCCAGGGGACCAGAAGUCUUAGACUGGCUACUACCCACGACCACUCACUCGAGACCUGCCGAUCUUUGGUGUCAUUGACAGUUAUCGGAGGGGUGAAAUUUGGGCCAGGGACCCCUCCCCCUUGUCCCAAUGGAGAGGCCCAUUUCUCCCACAUACAGAAAGGUAACCCAGAGGGACACAGGUCAGUCACUUCAGGAUUUAUUGCAACACUUGAUUUGGGUCACCAUCACCUGGUAUGGUUAAGCCUGUGGGUAGGUCCUUGAGACACAGCCUCAAUGGCCAUGUGUGGUAUGGCCCACCAGCAGGUUCUGGAUUUGUAUUAGGUGAAAAUCAGGCUGGCUGAUCCCUCUGUUUGCAUUGGGAAUUCCCCAACUUUCUGGCAUUAGGAACAGCAGAGUUCAGGAUGGUCAAGUCUGUGUGUUUGUGUUUCUAAUACAUGGACAGGGAUCUCGGUCCCACAGCAGGUCAGCCCAGUUGCCACCCACUGCUGCUCAGCCAGGCACAACGCGUGAUAUGUUCUUAGGCCACAGUGCUAGUCCUAGGAGUGAAGAUUGUCCCCCUGGCCUGUACCGCCCCCUUGGAAGUGGUGUUCCCAGCCCAGGUGUCAGGACGCCAUGAAAUCAUUGUGCCCAUUUCAGUGGCUGUAACCGCCUCUCCACCUGUACCUACUGCACCCAGAAGUGUGUCCAAGAGGGUCAUUGUCAGAGGACCAGGGACUUUUCGUGGGCUCACGUGCCUUAGGAAGGCAGUUUGGUCACUGAAUGUGCCAUUCCCAGAAAGGAAACCUGUCUCUGCCACUUCUGGGUAAUGAUGGGACAGAGGGGUGGAAAGAUACAUGAACUCUUCCAGAUUCCAGCCUGAGCAUGGUGCUUUCUGUCUUCUAACAGCAACCACAGGCCAGCUGAAAAGGGCCAGAGGAUUCAACCUAAAUCUUCUUUACCUGGAUUCUCUCUUUGGAUUGAUACGGUUCUAGAUCAGGAGCUGACAGAUUAUAGCGUAUGGGCAAAAUGCAGUUUGCUGUCUGUUUAUGCAGCCUGUGAAAAUAUGUACGAGGCCAUUAGACUGGGCGACUCUCAUGCCUUGGGAACUACACAAGCAGAUCAAAAGCUAAGCCAGAGUCCGUUCCUGUAAAUGCACUCCUAUCUGAGAAAAUGAAAUUUAAGAACACCUAAUCACAGUCAACUAGAAUUCCCCAAAUAAGGCACCUGCUUAAGCCAUAACCAGUCACACAGUUUCCCAGUUUUGCUCCUGCGUCUAUAAACACCUCUCCCUUUUCUCCUGCCAGCACAGCACUCCUGAUGUUUCAGUGUGGUCCUGCCUGGCUCCAGGCAGUGUUUGUUCAAACAUCAACUCUUCAAAAAUUUAAUGUACCUCAGUUUACCUCUUAAAAGGCCUAAAAGCUAAGAAGCGUUUUUACAUUUUUAAAUGGGAAAAAUGACUAUUUUAUGACGUUUGAAAAGUAUGUUGAAAUCACAUUUCAGUGUGACCAAAUAAAGUUUAUUGGAACAGAGCUGGCCCUUCUGUGUGCAGGCUGGCUCUGCCCACUCUUGUAUUCAAGGGCCAAGUUCACACUUGCUGGUCUUGCCUUGUUAACUUGGGUAAAAUCUUCAUGCCCUCCAACCUUUGAGGAAUUACUUUUCCUCUCAACUCUUAGUGCGGUUUGUUCAUAUAAAUGUCCCAAUACAACCAGGAAUUCGAUAGAAACCACUCUAGAGUUUACAUUCCAGUCUAGAGCCUCCCCUGCACGAGUGUAGGGUGAGGAGUCCUUAGCUGCAUCCACGUGAGACAUGGGACACUGGCCUGCCCGGCAAGACUUUGUGAAAUCAAGCUGCCUCAGCACCUAAAAUGCCUGGAGCCCUUGAAGAGCGUCUGUGCGUGUCCUGUGAGCUGGUGGCCCUUUGGCAGAGGGGGUGGAGGAGGGCCACCUGUGGGAUAGUGCAAGGUUUUGGGCAUUCUGUUCUACUUUAAAAGGUAUUUUCCAACAUGGGCUUCAGUAGAUGUAACAGUGAACGUUUUUAAGACUACCCAGAACUCUAUUUCAGAGUAGAUAUUAAAAUACCUUGGAUUUUUUUUUUUUUUUUUUGAAGCAAUAAGCCCAUAAUUUUGACUUGAAACUACUUUUUGCUCAAUCAGGCUAAGCUUUGAUUCAUGACAUUGGAUUGGAACCACCAAGCUUCCUGGAAGCUUCACAAAGGUGUGGGGGGUGCAGAGCCCAGGUGAGUUUACGCAGUGUGCGUGGCGUGCACUCAGAACCUAGGAAAUUUUUGUCGCACGAAUGAAUGCUGCAUUUGGGGAGCUUUGAGGUUGGGAUGUUAGACACUGUCAGAAGAGGAAAUGCACGAGCAUCAAGAGUUUCCACAGAGGGACACCUGGCUGGCUCAGUCAGUGGAGCAUGCAGCUCUUGAUGUCGGGGUCGUGAUUCAAGCCCCAUGCAUGUUGAGUGUAGAGAUUAUUUUUGAAAACUCUUUUCACAGAGAUCUAAAUAAGAUCAAGAAAAUGGAAAAGGGAAAUUUUUCCAAGUACAAGUGUCCAUUCUCUGUACAAGACCUUGUGCAGGCUGGAGACAAAGGUGGACCUCAAGGCCUGUGAGUGGUAAGGACUGACUACAGAUGAGGGUAGACAGUUGCUCUGUAGCCUAGGGGAGUCCUUUGGGCACACAGGAUCCACCCACCCCAGCCUGGCUGGGUUGAGGGCCGUAUGGCAGAGCCACCUGCCACCUAGUUUUGCAUGUCCCCAGAGACUAACAAUGGUUUUUAAAUGCUUGAAAACAAGAUGAUUUUGUGACCUAUGAAAUUAAAAUUUCAGUGCCAGUAAGAAA
This is a messenger RNA of Prionailurus viverrinus (fishing cat), 7220 nucleotides long. RefSeq names its product zinc finger protein 7 (gene ZNF7). The record is from RefSeq and is a predicted model, not a curated record. The coding region runs from base 1273 to 3399 and encodes 708 amino acids. Gene Ontology annotation, molecular function: RNA polymerase II cis-regulatory region sequence-specific DNA binding; DNA-binding transcription repressor activity, RNA polymerase II-specific. Gene Ontology annotation, biological process: negative regulation of transcription by RNA polymerase II. NCBI's taxonomy places the organism in Eukaryota, Metazoa, Chordata, Mammalia, Carnivora, Felidae. The transcript is spliced from 3 exons.